Molecule: messenger RNA, 1116 nt
Organism: Didymella exigua CBS 183.55
Lineage: Eukaryota; Fungi; Ascomycota; Dothideomycetes; Pleosporales; Didymellaceae
Product: peroxisome assembly protein 10
Exons: 1
Coding region: 1-1116 (371 amino acids)
Biological process (GO): protein import into peroxisome matrix
Cellular component (GO): peroxisomal membrane
Molecular function (GO): zinc ion binding
Source: RefSeq, a predicted model, not a curated record
AUGGCGGCGCCGACGCACUUCACCUACCCUUUUGCGACCUCGCCAGAUGUAAUUCGUUCACACCAGAAAGACGCCUACUUCUCUGGCGCCCUCAUCGACCAACUCAGCACGCUUCUGCGCAAGAUCUACGGCGCCCGCUUCGUACAUACACACAUAUCCGAGACUCGUGUAAUCGGCGAGUUACUAUACCUAGCUCUCACAACGGCGAUAGGGAAUCGCACACUAGGCGAAGAGUACUGCGACAUCGUACAAGUCGAGAAUGAGACAGGACGGCUACCUGCGCUGGGCAGGCGUGCCGGCUACAUUCUGAGCUGCGUACUUGGGCCAUAUAUGCUGGGCAAAAUACUGCCUAAGUUGAGGAGGCGGAUGAGAGCAAAGCUUGAGGCGAACCUCAAGAGAUACGGGAGGAUACAAGUCAAGGCACAGGAAGGUGGGAAGAAGGCCAGCAGACCGCUGGGUAUGAGGGUGCAAGGUUACAUUCUCGAGAACCUCGACACUAUCACAUCGCCAUCGCCGGUGUAUGCGCUAUCGUUGGCGACAUUCUACUUCUCGGGGAGCUACUACCAUUUGAGCAAGAGGAUAUGGGGACUGAGGUAUAUCUUCACGCGGCAGGUGCAAGAAACGGACGCAAGAGUUGGUUACGAGGUUCUUGGUGUCCUUCUGGUGCUGCAGAUGGCAGUACAGGGAUAUCUACAUCUUCACAACACCAUGACAAGCGCAGACAUCAGCGCGGCUCUGCCGACCGGUACCUCAGCCGUGGUUGGUGGUGGUGCAGAAGUUUCGCUCGACCCAAAUGCGUACAGCGCGAACAACGCGCUCCUUUUCGAUGUUCCGACGCCACCUCCCGCUGUCUCGUCCGAUCUGCAGAAGUGGACACACACACCGGCGAAUGAGAAACCAAAAUUCGAGCUCGAGAAUGAGGAGAUAAUGGGCUGGAUAAGUGGAGGCAACAGGAAGUGCACGUUGUGCUUGGAAGAGAUGAAGGACCCUAGCGUCACCACCUGCGGGCACGUCUUCUGCUGGACCUGCAUCAGCGACUGGGCGAGGGAGAAGCCGGAGUGUCCGCUAUGCAGACAGAGCUGUUUGGUACAACAUAUUCUGCCGUUGAGAGGAUGA